CUAAGACCAACCUACCUAGAUUGCGGAUAAGGCACGUCUCCGUUCCGUCAUCCCUUCCAGCUGAGUGUGAUCCGAUUCUUCAGACUUCCAGCCAAUACAGGAGUAGAUGUUGUCCUUGGGUUGAGUGGAAAAUAAAUAUCCGUACACUCCAUGAAACAAACAAUGGGGUUCGUAUUUUGCAAGGGAUUGUUCGAAUCUAUUCGCCGGGAGGGAGGGGAGAAGGCCGAUGAAGCCAAGCUGUUUGUUCCGCCCUCCAAACCCACCCACUACUGUAGCUACUCACAACCACCCUGCGUCGUUGUCUUCAUUCCAAGGCCAUCUGUUGACGAUGAUGUUUGCGUCUUUCAACUCCCGAUUCCGAAUCGCAUUCAUCGUCCAACCUUGAUCCUACACCCCUCCUCCCCUGUCCGUGUAGGCCCCCAUCUCUAG
Colletotrichum destructivum is the source of this 429-nucleotide messenger RNA. RefSeq lists its product as uncharacterized. Lineage: Eukaryota; Fungi; Ascomycota; Sordariomycetes; Glomerellales; Glomerellaceae. The coding region runs from base 151 to 429 and encodes 92 amino acids. The record is from RefSeq and is a predicted model, not a curated record. The transcript has a single exon.